This is a messenger RNA of Paramuricea clavata, 26843 nucleotides long. Lineage: Eukaryota; Metazoa; Cnidaria; Anthozoa; Malacalcyonacea; Plexauridae. The record is from the annotation of a GenBank genome assembly.
AUGGAUUUUGCUGAUCCGCAGGGGGGAAAAGGCACAUGUGAUCGAAAAGCAGCCACCAUUAAACCUCACAUGAAGAUUUUUCAUGAUGAAGGCAACAACAUUGAAUCGGCUUCCGACAUGAAAACGGCCAUCCUGUCAUCAGGCGGUGUUCCGGCAGUUAACGUUGCUGUUUCAGGACCUCCAGAUGAUUCAGAGUUCUCCAAAGUUGAGAUCAAAGGUGUGAGUUUCUACACAAAUGUUGAGUAUACGCGUGGUGGCUUCAAAGUGUGGAAAGCUUAUAACAUCGGAAAGGGGAAAGUUAUUCCACGAAACAAGUUCAGCAUCUCCUCAUUCUCUGUACCACAGGUGACAAACCUUGACAUAGGAUCCCAAGAAAGUCAGUCAGAGUUCCUAACGGUUAAAUCCAAGAAAAAGAGCGAGAAAGAAGAAGAUGACCUCCAUUCAGAAAGUCUUCCAGUUUCAAGAGAAGAUAUAGUAGACGACCAAAAUGAAAGUCAUCUUUUUUCCUGUCCAGAACCGGGAUGUAUCAAGCGUUAUCAACGUUUUCAUUCAUUACAGCGACAUCUUGAUUGUGGAAAACACAAACGUGAGCUUGAACAAGAAACAAUUUUUGACAGAGCAGCUAUUGGUUACGCUGAAAGGCUUGAUAAGCAGUCUGGCUGUGUUCCUGAAUUACAGGCGUUUCAAAAUGCAAAAUCGCCUAGACAGCACGUCCUUUCCAUGGGCUGGGCUCCCAAAUCUGCACAAACAAAACGAACACGUUUUAACGAGAAACAGAAAAACUACAUGACGACAAAAUUCAACAUUAGAGAAACCACAGGCUUUAAAGCUAACCCAGCUGAUGUAGCGAAGGCUAUGAUGACAACAAAAGAUGACAACGGUGAUCGCAUGUUCACAAGCGAGGAAUUUGUGACAACACAACAAGUGUCAAGUUAUUUCUCUCAUCUGGCAUCGAAGAAAAGACUGCCCAAUGCGCAGGAUGAUGAUGACGCUCUUGCGGCGGAGAAUGAGACAGACCUUCAAGAUCUUCAGGAAUUAGUAGUUCAAGAAGUAUCUCUGCAACACCCAAUUUAUUACAACCGUCACAACAUGUGUGAGCUCAUUAGCAAUUCAAAGAUGAAAAGAUUCGCAGUUCCAAUGCUGCGACAAAUGUGCAUUCAUUUUGAUAUUGACAUUAACGACAUUAAGGCAAACUUAAAGCAGCCUUACAUAGACAAACUGACUGUCUUUGUUGGACAAUGCCCCUGUGCAAUGUAAGCUGGCAUAGCAAGACUUACGACAACAUCUAGGACAGUCUAGUCUAGGUCUAGGAUAAUAUAAAAACUCAGUUAAUUUAUUGAUAUCACUGACAUAUCCGGAAAGUUUUUGCAUCGUAAAAAUAUUGGUUUCCAUGAUACAAAAUUUUAAAUGAAAUUUAAAUUGUAAAACGGUACCUAGUUCUUUAAGUAAUGUUGUUGUUUCUAGUGUAAUUAAUAUUAUUACCAAUAAUAUAUGAUUGAAUUAAUGCAAUUUCCGCGAAUAGUAAAAUAUAUCCAAUCGUUACAAAUUACGUUCAAUAGAAAGCUCUAAGAUUCUGUUUUAAAAACAAUUAAGGCAGCCGCGUUUUUCCAUCUUGCAAAAUUUUAUUUUCUUCUAUAUUUUGGAAGGAUUCAAGUAUCUUUCAACCCAAGUUUGAUUUUGAUAAGAGAUGGCGUAACAGCCGUAGGGUUCUAAAAAUAGCUUUGUUUACGUGGAAAUUAGAUAAUUUUAAGGACGUUUUUCUCGGCUUUAUUACAAUAACCCAACUCAAUGUUUUUGUUAUGCACGAGAGCAACAUGUCAAGUGUCAACAGGUCAAUUUUCAAGGAAAUCCGUAUUAUAGCACAUAACGAAACAACCAGUUGUGUUUAGGAUAUAAAAUUGUACCGCGAAUGUGCCAAAAAGGCACUUCGGUCAUUCAAUUUUACUCUUUCACAAAAUAGAUGAAAAAACCUAUAAUUACCUCGCAGCGUUUCAGUACUAAUACCUGUAUUAAAAUUGAGUUUGAAUAUCUUAGUUUUCUGUUGUUUUAAGGCGCGCUGAAACAGUUUUAAAAUCUGACCUACACCAUGUCUACUUCUAUUGUUUUGACGCCGUAUGAGGGUAAAAUCAAUUAUUCAUAUUUUCUCGCGAAAGAAUGCGUUUUUUUGCAAAUCAAACUACAUCACGAUUCUAAGCUAUCACAGGACUAUCCAAAGGCAAAAUAUGAAGAAAAUCGAUUUCUGCACUUGUGCCAAGAUUUGAAGAUUUUGCUUGAUUUUUAUAGACAGUCGCUAUUAAACAACUUGAAGAAGAAUUGGAAGGUAUUAAUAAUUUCCAAAGCCAGAGUGAGCACCAGUUUAUAAAAGCUUUUACCCCAAGAAUGAUGAAAGUCAAUCCUGAAUAUAAAACGAACCGACCAAAACUUCUUCGUGAUAUUAGAAUAUUGCGUAAGUUUUUUGGUGGUAAAAUUCCCGAAGAAACUACAAAUGAUCCCGAACAGCUUAGAAUUACAAUUGCCAAGUGUAAACGUACGUUACAAGAUGAAGUUGGCGAUGUAGGAGUACUCGGCAUCGUAGCACACGAACGAAGACAACAAAGUCAAUCAAGCGGACACGCAGCGAAAUUCAAUAUGAACAUGAACUUGUCGUCUUGUCGCCUGUCAAAAACAACGGUAAAGUCUUGACACAAAAACAAAAUAUAAACACAGAUUUCAUCGAAACAAAAAUCAUGAAUAAUGAACAAAAUACGAGACAAAAGCAUUCCCGAGCUAAUAAAGGGAAGAAAAAGCGUAAACGUAAAGGCAAGUCAGUUUACCACGACAGAUCUUCAAGUAACUCCGAGCUGAGUUCAUCCUCAAGUGUCAGUAGUAGAUCGUCCAGCAGUGAUUGCCUCCACAGUCGGAAAAACCCUAAGAAAGCCUCUACAAGAAGAAAACUACCGUACAAUGAGCAGUCGCACAGAAUAACGGGUUUUACCCAUUUUCCAGUUCAAAAUGUGUACUCCCAACAGCCUUUCUAUGAGAAUCAUCAAAUGGGCACAUUUCCUAUGGCUAUGCAUAUGUUGCCUGCAUAAAACUACUUCGGGGCACAAUCGUCGUCAAUACCGCACAGUACAUUAGAACACAUGCAGCGGUUUCAAACAACAAACAUUGGAAUUAAACACUGCUACUGGUGAUACAGAAUCGGGUCAAACGACUGUCAACGAAGAAACUGAAAGGCCUUAUGAAAGCUCUCCAGGUUUAGAUCUGCUUUCUUCUGCAGCAUAUUUUAUGCAAGACAAGCAUUAGAUAAUUAUAGCUGACGUUGCAGCUGUACAUACUUCUACUGUGGUUAUACAUGUAAUACUACAAGUUGAGUUCGUAUAUUGGUUAAGUUUUGCAUUUGUGUUUUGUAUCAUCAGAUUUACAUAAGAACUAUAUUGGCGCGCAUCGGAUUGCAGAAUUUAUUUCAAAAAAUUAUGUAUUUUAUUGUUGUAAUUGAUAUAUUGGCGGUAUUCAUUGCUGGUACAGUGUACCUCGUUUUUGUUGGAUGGUAUCGUAAUAAAUAGGUUGUUGUGCAUUUAUGUACUUUGGUUUGUUCGUUGAUUGCAUGGUAUAUGAAAAAUUAAGGUUAAAAAAACGCUGUCAAUUUACAUGCGAAUUAACGUGCAGAAAUUGCGAAGUUCAAAGCGAAACAGCCUGAGUCCACGCUAGGAAAAGUUGUUCUCGACAAAUUCUCUAGUUCACUGGUGGAGAGGGUUGAACAUGGACGAUUUGAGGGGGUAAACAAAGUUUUUUUAUAUGGAAAUUUUAUUCACGGUGAAAGCAAUAAAAGUUACAUCAUUCAAUUGAAUUAUCCAUGCGCACCCAUCCAUACGAUACAAAUAACAGAAUUUUUGCGCUAAAAGAAUGUUUUUUGCUACGAAAGGUCAGGUUCAGAAGUUUGACUUAAACCAAGGUGAAACUAUAAAUUUUAGGUUAACAAAGAUUUGUUACAUGGGAAUUUUGUAUGGAAUUACUUGUAGUCGUAAUGAUAAUACAGUAUUUGGCUGUUCGGCAAAUGCAUUUUUCUUGCCUUUCUGCUCCCAUCAGUCCCAUGCAUAUAAUAUAAAUUACAAUAAAUUUGCUGAGUAGUAUAGGAAGUAGCGGUUCUAGACCACUUUUUCAGCCCGCGAUCCCACCCCACUUCCGGUCAGCGGUUUCCCAAAUUUUCCCCAAAACCGCGGGCUCAGUUUUUUCUAGACCAUUUUUUUAGUGGUCUUUUUUACCUCAUUUUUUAAUCUUUAUUAUCAUAUUUAAUUAUACUCAAGGGGCCGAAGCUCUUAGGGUCAAACACAUUACUUGAAUCAUCUUUAUUAUUCUGUGUGUUGACGUCAACGUUAAUAUUAUUUGAUACAGAGAAAUUUAUAUUACCAGCCUUUCCAUUCUUACUAGAACUCUUACGACAACCACAAAUCUUACCUAACCAGGAGAAACAUGACCUCCAUCUUGACAUCUUACCUUAUGAUAAAACACAUGUUAAAUACCUGACCCUGAAUAUCGAAGUGACCAGCAAAAGGACAUAUCCAUACUCGAUCCAGUGGGCAUUGAGUGUUCAGGUUUAACUAUAAUACACCAAGCCAGCGUGUUAUCUACCAAUUCGACCUGGUUUCCUAAAUAGAACAUACUAUUACCCUUGAAAACGUAGCAAGCUGUACUUCCACCUGUAGUUGUGUAAGUUCCGUUAAACCAGGUGUGUGACAGUCUUCUUAAGUCUAUUGUUCUCAGAGCAAUUUCCUUAUUAACCUGGGUAAAUUUUCCAUUAGAUUGUUUUUCCCAUACAGUAGCCCAUAGAAUUAGAGCUAGUGGUAUAUUUAGAAUGGUUGAAAAGGUUGGAAAGUCUGAUUUAAUAGUAAUCGACUCAAGGUUGAGGUCUGCCAUAUUAUUAAUAGGAUCUGUUCUCCAUGAAGGUGGAAUCUGAUCGUGACAGUAAGCGUAGUACCUUGUUGCUGCAACUGAAACACCACGAUAACCCCAGAUCCACUCAGCGUGAAUAUGACGGUUUAUUCUUACGUAUCUCUUAUCGGCCACUGCUUGUACAAGUCCAGUGGAAGGUUUAAGGAAAUUCCUUUCUACCCAUUGUUUGUUAACAGCAUCCUUAUCAUUUACCGGAUCCUUUAGAUCAAGAAUACCACUUGAAUCUCCCAUAUCCAAAUCACCCUUUACCAAUCCACCUCUACUACUCAUGAACUCAUUAGUCGCCCAUCCCUUAUUAACAGCUGAACCGUCAGUUGUAGGGUCACCAACUUUUGUUAACUCGAAAUCGUUAACAUCAAGGUUACCUGAUAAAACACCACCAUCACGUUUCAGGAACUGUUUACACCAAUUGCUCAUAGUUCCAUAAGAAACUGCACUAGAAUCCCCAACCGAGCCACUAUUUAGCCCCGUAAUACUAUUACCACCCAUGUCAAUAUUACCGCUCAUAGUAAGUCCACUACUACUCGUAGAACUCACGCUGACAUGAUCCGUGACCCAUUUCUUAGACACAGCAGAAUUAUCAGUAGUAGGAGCACCUAACUUUAUUAUUUCAUUGUUAUUCAUGUCAAGGUCAUCAGAUAGUGUAAUACCACUAUAAGUCUCACGUUUACGUCUACCUCCAGAGAUCUUAUUUUCAACCCACCCUCUAUUUACAGCGUCUGUGAGAUACUCAGGAUUUCCGAGUUCACGUAUUCUGUUACCUUUCAUCCACAAGGUACCGGUCAUAUUGUUUUUAGAACCACCCGCACGCGUGACAACAUUAUUUUUUACCCACCCCAUGGAAACAGCAGAUGUAUCAACACUAGGAUUACUAAUAUUUUCAAUUUCAUUUCCACCCAUCUUAAGAUUACCAGUCAUUUCACUUAGACCGUUUAGUUUAAGAUAGGUAACUAGCUGGCUAAAUCUUACAAGACUGGCUGAAUCUAACCCAUCUGAGAAACUUUUAGGGGCCUUAGAGAAGCUAAUAGGCCCGGUUACACUCUGUAAUAGGAAAGAGUCGCUUAGCCUUAGAAAUGUUCCCUUGUUUGAGACAAACCACCUUUUUGUAACAACAGAUUGGUCAGUAGUGGGAUUACCAGCAUUUUUAAUUUCAUGUCCACCCAUUUGAAGAUCACCUGACAUUGUAAAACCUGAGGAACUGGGAAUUGUAGACAGCUUACUCUCAACCCAACCUUUAGAUACAGCUUCACUACUAAGUUUAGGGUCAAUAAUAUCAAAUAGUCUCCAGCCUCCCAUGGAAACAUCUCCUUGCAUAGUUCCACCUUUUUUAACAAAGUUAUUAUCAACCGCCCACUUUUUUGUGACAGCUGACUGAUCCUCAGAGGGAUCCUUAAGAUUCUUAAUCUCAUGGUCUUUCAUAUCAAUAUCCCCAGAUACAGGUUUAUUUAGCUCACUAACUACCCAGUCCUUACUAACAGCAGACUUUCCAGUUGUGGGAUCGCCUAAAGCCUUUAUUUCAUUGGUUGACAUAUUGAGAUCAUUUGUAAGGAUAAGUCCAGGUAGGCUUACAUGUAUAUGCCUACGACUACCUUCAACCCAACUCUUACUAGCAGCAUCACCCGGAUUAGUAGGAUUAUCAAGAUUAGUUAUCUUAUUACCUCCCAUGUUAAUAUCCCCAGUCAUUGUAAACCCUGCUGGUUGAAUUGUAAGAGCAGCCCGUUUAAUGAUCUCAUCAUCCACCCACUUUCUUGUGGUCGCAGAAGUAUCAUCUGUAGGUGCACCCAGACCUUUCACCUCAUUACCAUCCAUCUCAAUGUCACCCUUCAUGGUAAAUCCAUCCUUAUCAAACACACUACCACUUGAUGGGUCAACUUUAUUUACUCCUUUAUUGUAUCCUCUAUAGAGAGCCAUUUUAUAGAAUACAUAAUGUUUACAGGGCAACUUUCAUUAGAAUGAAUACAACUAUAGCACCAAUUCCAGCUGCAGCAAUAGCACUGACUCCUGAAGACUCAUUAGUACUAACCACACUAUGCCCCGUGACAGGAACAACCUGAGUCUCAGCACCUGUAGAACCUCCCCGGGGCUUAACUCUUGUAGAACCUCCUGGAACUUUUUUAGUUCCAUGAAUAGUAUCAAGGUGGUGAACAGGUGUAGUGUCUUGAUGCUGUUUCUUUGGAGGAUCAGUCUUCUUAACCCCAACAUAGUUUAGAUUAGUAUUAAUCCCAAAGGUGGUUGUCUUUGUAGGACUUGAUAGUAUAUUAUUAUAUCCAGGAAUAGGUGUUUCAAGAAUGAUUAGCUUAGAGGGAAUCAGUAUUAUGUUAGGAUUGAUUGCCAUAUUCAGUAUUACAUUAGUGUCCCUUAUGGCUAUUCUCAUAUUACUAAUAGUAACGUUUACACUAGUCUGCACUGUGGUGUCAUUAACGAUUCUUCUAAAAGCCUGUUGCGUUUGAAGGGACUUACCUAAUUGACUACUAACAAUACUCCACCUUGUUUUAGCUUGAGCUCCCAACACAGAAUAAACAUAACUUUCCACACUAUCCAUAAGCAGCUGUACUCCAAUCUGUGUGAUACCAUUCGAUUCAUAUGGUAUGAAGUGGAGAUGAUCAGAAUUCGAGUAGUUUACCCAUCCAGUUUUAACAUAUGUUCCGCCUCCAUGACUGGCUCCAUUGAAAGCCUGAAUACUAAUUGGAAGAUGGCCUUUCAUUCCACUUAUGUCGUAUGAUUUCAUCAGCUCAGGGUUUUUAAUAAACUUUCUCAUUGUAUAGUAAAGAUGAUAUCUAGCUAUUGAAGUAAUCUGCUUGGGGUUAUAAUCAUUCCACUCCAGAUUCUUAACAGAGAUACCACAUAGAAAGGUUGCAAUAUACGCGGAGCAUAUCUGAGUAAAAUAAGGUUCGUUCACAAAGUCCAUACUUACGGUGCGUAUAUCAGUUUCAAUACCACUGGGAAGUUCAUCAGUACCUCUAUUGUUUUCGUAAAGCACUGACUUAUUUUUCCAAUCGUAAAGUUUUAUCGGACUAAAUUUAGAAUAGAAGUAAUCCUUAUCAGAAACGUACACCUUGAAAUUAUGCAGGGGAUAUCCCAGAUUAACAACCUUCUGGAAAACUGGGUAGUGGUGAAUACCCCAUUCAUGCUUAGUAUCCCUCAAAUGUGUAAAAGCUGGUAUGUUACCUCCUGAAGCCCAAAUCAACGGCCACCCAUCCUUUGUCUUUUUGGGAGAAGAUAUUAUUAAACUAUUUGCAGAUGUCUUUGGUAACUUUUUAGCUACCUCUAGUGGAGGUUGUUUCAUAUCAGUCAUAGGUACAAACUGAACAGGCACCUCAGCCUUUUCCUUAGUACCAGUAAGAUAAGAUGUGAACUCCUUAUUAUUCAGAAAGCCGCCAUACCUAAUGUCAUAUGAAGUUAUGCCAUCUAAGUCCACAAACCAUGUUACAACUCCAAUAUCACCACUACCUGUAGUCAUAGCUUCAAACCUAAACCUGUUCAUAUCAGCCUUAGGAUACCUUCUAACAAACCUAGCCCUCUCAGCAUUCUCAGCUUUUUUACCAGCAAUAGGAUCAACAUCAUUUUCAUCUUCUUUUCCACACUUUUUUUCAUAAUCUUGGUAAGACCUAUAAGGCGACUUCCCAACGUCUCCUCCACCUGGUAUCAUUCUUAAUAACCUAACGUAUGUUAUUAAGAUGAAGUUCACAGUUUUACUUCAAGGUUCGCACACAAAUGUCUUACUACAGAAUUCAGUUCUAACGAGUAAUUAUAAUUCAGUCUUCAUAAAGAGAGUUUCAGUGUUUUGGGAAUACUUCAAUAUAACAGGACCAACAACUAUUCUCAAGGUAAAAACAGCUGACGGGGAAUCCGAUGUCAUUGUCAACAAGGGUUACUACACAUUUGAUAGUAUGAGAAAAUUACUUGAGAGACACGGUGUUAAACUAACAUAUUUUCCUGAAACGGCAGGAUGUCAAAUAGAAGCUGUAAAGCAAGACGUUACAAUAGGAACCAGGUUUUUAACAAUGCUUGGCUUUAAUAGAUUUAGUAAUCCAAUGAUCUUACUAAAAGGAAGGAGUCUAACUAGUGAUAGCAAAGUUGACUUUAAUAAUGGUCUACGAGGUGUAAAUGUACACUGUAAUCUGGCUAAUAACAGCUUUAAUGUUAACACCUGGGGAAGACAUAGUGAUGUAAUAACAAGUGUUACAAUUCCAACUGACAGACCGUUAUUGGGCUCAGUUGUUAGCUAGAUAGAUAGAUAGAUAGAUAAACUUUAUUUAAACACGCUGACCUCGUCAACCGAAGCUGAUUUCCACGAGGGGCGUGCGAAAAGUAUACAGAAAAGAAUUAUAAAACUAUUUACAAAAUUAUAUAAGAUAUAUAGUAUUAUAUGAACUAACAAACUAAGGUAGUAAUCUAUAUACAGAUAAUAUUAACAUCUAUGUUAAUUAGCUAUCAGUCAAUGUGAGUAGUGAUUUUCUUUCGAAAAGAAGAAAAGGAUUUGCUCUCUCUUAUUUCUUUAGGAAUAGAAUUCCAAAGGUGUGCUCCGUCAUACACGAAACUUUUUUUCAUAUUAUUAGUACGCGGUUGUGGUAAACAAAGACUACUUGAAAUGUUCCGAAGUUUGUAGUUUGUCACCUCACCCUUAUAUGUGAAGAGAUUACUGAGUGAUUUCGGUCCCAUUUUGUUCAAUAAUUUGUACAUGAUUUUUGCUUUACUUUUCUUCCUUUCUGUUUUAAGUGGCUUCCAACCCAAUGCUUGCAAUGCAACAGAGUGAUCUAUGUCAUUGCUCAUAUUCAAAAUAAUCCGAGCAGCUCUGUUUGUAGUUUUUGGAGUCUUUUUGAUUGCGUUUCUCCAAACACAUCCCAUACUUCACAGCAGUAAUCGAAAUAUGGGCGAACAAUAGCAUUAUAUACAGAAAGAAGUGUUUGCUUAUCAGCAAAUUCUUUUAAACGUCUAAGAGCCGAUAUUCCAGAUGUAAUUUUCUUGCAAAUAUUCUCAGUAUUAGUUUUCCAAGAUAAAUGCUGGUCAAUUGUCACUCCAAGAGUUUUGGAUUCAUAAACUUGUUUAAUUGACUCGUUUUCAAUUUUCACGUUUAGUUGCAAAUUUGAAAUAUUUUUUAUCAUUUGUUUUGAACCAAUUAACAUAAACUCAGUCUUAGCAACAUUUAGACUAAGUUUAUUGGCAAUUAGCCAUUUCCUAAGUUUUUCCAAAUCAGAAUUCACUGCAGUUUCAAGAUCAGUAAUAGAGUUUCCAGAAACUGUCAGGUUCGUAUCGUCAGCAAACAACCGAGGUUUUGUUUUAUCCAGGCAUCUACAUCAAUGUAGAAAGCAGAAUUCCUGUAGUCAAGGGUUCUUUCUCAGAACUUGUAUUCUACAUGACAGAUCAAGACGGGAAACCUAUUGAUAUAGGUGAAGUGCUACUUGAGAUGUACCUUGAGCACUAGCUUACAUUGGUUAAUAUAAGAUGGACGAUGAUAUUAUGAAAGAACAGGGACUACGAGAUAUUUACUACAAUCCUAAGACUGGAUUUCAAACACCAGAGAAACUAUAUCUUAGAGCAGUAUCGGAAGGACUUAAAGUAACCAGAAACCAGGUCAAGAAAUGGAUAAACGAGCAAGACACAUACACUAGGUAUAGACAAGUGUUCAGGAAACAUAAGUUCAGACAGACGUACGUUCAAACCUUAGGUGAACAGUUACAAAUGGAUUUAGUUGACAUGACAAAAUAUGAUGACAAGAACAAGGGAUACCGAUGGAUUCUCACAUCCAUUGAAAUACUGAGUAGGUACGCAUUCACAGUACCAGUGUAUAGGAAAAACGCGACAUCAAUGAAGGACGCAGUCAGUAACAUUUUAGAGCAAUUUAAUAAUCGUUUUGGUAAAUACCCAAAAUUCGCCCAGUUUGAUCAAGGCACAGACUUCUACAACAAAGAAGUAAAGUCAUUGCUCAAUAAACAUAACAUUGAGUUUUUCUCUACUUACUCAGACAAAAAGGCCGCAGUUGUGGAAAGAUUUAACAGAACACUAAAAUCGCUAAUGUGAAAGUACUUCUACAGUGCCAGUACAUAUAAAUGGUUAGACGUUCUUCAAGACUUAACUGAUAAUUACAACAGUUCAGUGAACAGAUCAAUUAAAACAACACCAGACAGUGUCAACGAGUCCAACUGGACUGAAGUAUGGAAGACACUUUUUAGUCACAAUUUAGGCAAGCCGUCAGAACCAAAGUUUGCUGUUGGAGAAAGUGUUAGAAUUUCAAAGUACAAAUCAGUGUUCACAAAAGGGUACGAAGCAAACUUCACAGAGGAGUUGUUCACUGUGACAGAAGUGUUUCACGGCCAUCCAAACACGUACACAAUAAAAGACAGUGCUGAUGAACCAAUAAUUGGCAGAUUCUAUGAACAAGAACUGUAUAGCGCUGAAGGAAGAGAACCUGAUUUCAAAAUAGAGAAAGUACUAAGAAGAAGAACAGUGAAGGGUAAAAAGAUGGCUCUCAUUAAGUGGUUAGGUUAUGAUGACAAAUUUAACAGUUGGAUACCAGCUGGAGACAUCAAGUCCCUAACAUAAGUUAAAGUAUUAUGGAGGACUACGAUGACCGCGAUGAUACUGAGUUGGAGGAGGUAGAAAAAAGUUAUCCUCAAUAUGACAACCUUGAUUAUGAUGACCUAACGACAGCCUUUAGUGAGUUAGAUGCAAGGGUGAAGGGAGAGGCUAUGUAUGGUGAUGAUCCUAUAGUAUUAACCAAUCUUAAAAGUGAACUGGACUAUGUGAAGAGUCUCAUGGAGAGCCGUGCAAUAGCAGAAACAACUUUCACUGAAGGAAAUGAUGGUACAGUGAACAUUUCAGGUCCAUCAGGAAGCACAACCACCCCGGGAGUAGAUUUCGUAGAAGAUCCAAACAAUGUACUUCCAGACGUACUAGAUGCAUUCAACGAAUCAUUUGACGCUGACUGGGACGAAAUAGAAGCCCGCCUAGAGAAACUAAAUAAGAUUUCAACAGAAAAUAAAAAGAGAGAUUUUGAAAACCAAGUGGAGCGUGUUCAAGCUGUCACAAGAGUUAUCAAGGGUAAGGAGGGACUGAUACUAGAUCCUAGGAAUAGAUACGUCAGGGAACUCAUAAAACGAUCAUCUGUAAAAACACUCAAGGAUGGCACAGAGGUGUUGGUAUUUAGAAGUGAACAAGGUAUUGAUAAAAGUGGCACACAAAUAAUGAAACGUGGUAAGACCAGUAAACCUGUGUACUCCAAGAACUCCACUGCAUUAAGAGAAUACAAGGACCUUAUAAAGAAAAUAAAAGAGGUACCUACGAAUCCUGACAAUAUAAUUGGAAGUGAUGAGGACACUAGAGAAGAGCCGCAAUUUGAUGACAGUGAUGAGGAAUACGCUGACCGUCAGAAUAUUGAGUUAAUAGACAUAAGUGCAAAAUUAGGAGAUCUUCCAGGGUUAACAAUGCAAGAAAACAAUGAACUAAGAGGUGUUCUUAACCCACCUGAUGGACCAAGCAUAGAAGGUAGAACAGGUCCCAAUGGAGCGUUGCAAAUACAAGCUGACUACUUUAACGAAGCUAUUAAUGAAACCGUGAAACAAGCCGGCUCUGUGGAAGGUGUAACUGAGUACAAUGCUCUUAUAGAAAGAAUUGAUAGUUUGAAGGAAGCUAGGGAUAGGACACUGGAGCAGAGAGUAGUAGAGGAAGCAAGAGAGGCACAGUUGGAAGAUAUUUCUAGAUUACGUAAAUUUAUAGAUUGGGUAGGAAAGGAAAAAGUGGGACUUGUAGGGAUAGCAGUGUCAACAGCAAGUUUAAUUACAGCCCUAUUAAUUCAUGCUAGGGGAGCUAUUGUGAAGACAGCAAAGGCCACUGGUAAAGUAGCAAAAGCAUUAGCAAAUUUAGCAAAGAAAGCAGGACCAAUUAUAGUUCCAAUCCUGAACACCAUUGCAACAGCGCUAUCCUGGGGAGCCAGAGGAAUUACCUGGCUAGCGUCUAAUUUAUGGGUACUAGCUGUAGCUGCGGCCUUAAUAGUAUAUAAUUAUUACACAAAGUAACUUAGCUAUGGAGGAACACCAAGAGGAAUACGAUGACCGGAGAAUGGAAGAGUUGAGGGAAAAGUAUCCAAACUAUGAAGAAAUGGAUAUAGAAACUUUAGAUAGCGAAUUACCGUACCUUGACAAGGAUCUUAGGGAAAGUGAAACUACUGAGGAGACCCAGGAUAUUAACGAGGAAAUUAAUUACGUACAGGAACUAAGGAGAAGAAAAAUGUUAAGUGAAGACCUUACACGAGAGCAAUUAGAUGAGAAAUUCCCUGACCUAUCUAAUCUGUCAUACGAUGAUCUAAUGGAUAGGGGAGACAGACUUUUAAAUGAAUUAAUACUAUCCGAUUUGGAUGAAAACAGUUUCAAAGAAAAGUCGGAAGAACUGAGGUACGUUAGAAUGCUAUCAAAUGAUUACCAAAGAGAGUCAAAUCUAAAUAAACUUCUCAACUUAAGAGAUAAGGUGAAAAAGAGGGAUCUCAUUAAACGGGAUGAUCGUAGGAGACUGCAGAGGCUCAGGUUAUGGGCAAGGGAGAAUGCAGGCAUCUUAUCAGCUGUUCUGAUUUCAUCAUCAGCUAUAAUCAUAGGACUGGUAGCUUCAACUAGAAACAUAUUAUGGAAAGUAGGUGACACAACAGGAAAACUCGAUAAGCGGAUCAGUGAGUUGGUAAACAAUCAAAUAGAACUACCACCUGUAUUCCAGAAGAUAGCCGAUGGAGUAGAGUUAGCAGCGGAUAAUAUAUGGAUAAUCAUUGUAUGUGCAGCAGCAGCAGCACUGCUGUACAAAUACAACUAAACAUUACAUAUUGUAUAAAGUAUGAAUACCACAGAAAGAGAACUCCAACCUGGUUUCAGGAGAAGCCGUAUGACAUCCAUAAAAGGACUUAGAACCAGAAGUGUUGUAACUUUCAAUCCAACAACAAUUAGCCCGGGGGAAGAGCUGUAUAUUAACAUCCCUAAAUUAAGACCUGACUCUUGUUUAGUUCCAGGAUCACUUGCACUAUUAUUUGACUUCAAAAAUUCAAAUACAAAGAGCAGGUUCAACAAUAACCUAGCUAAGUUAAUCGCAAAGCGUUUUCAGGUUAAAGUAGCAGGUGAAACAGCUUAUGACUGUUCAGGAGAGAGUUUGUACGAAAUAUACAAAGAUCUAUGGCUAACUGUUGGCGACAGAAAUAAGAUGACUGAACAGGGUCUUGCAAGUGAGAAUCUUAGGAAGUUAAUCUCAGGUGACGAUUCAGGAGUAAGAGUUGGUGAUGCCAAUAAAUUAGCAGAUGCACUUCUCCACAGUGUGUACGGUUCCAAGCUGAGAAAACCUAUUGAUAAAAUAAUUGCAGACCAUGGACUCUACGUACCAUUCCACAUGAACAACAAUCCUAUGUACAUACUCACACUCCCCGAAUCAGGUGAGAUUAUGACGGCUCAAGGAGGUGAAGCUAAGGGUAAUUAUAAACUUGAUAAUCUUGAGCUAGAAUACGAGACCAUUCAGAAUGACGCCCUUGCAAGUGAAGUGUCAAGGAUUUAUUCAACAGGUCGAUCACUGUCCUACAAACAUGUCACACUAAUGCGUACAAGUAAUUGGGACAAAGAUCUUACUAUUGUGAAUGAAAACAUAAAUAUCCCCAGAAAGAGCAUGUCAGCAAUUGUCCUUCUAUUUACCAAUAGAGUGAGAACUGAUUCUGAAGAAUAUAUUUACCCAAACAUUGAUAAAGUGAACCUAACUAUUGAAGGUGUGCCUAAUGCAGUCUUCUCCCAAGGACUUCAUAAAAAUAGGUUCUUCGAAGAGGCAAAACGAUUCUUUUGUCCUAUGUGUGAGAAAUCCAUGGCCGACGAAUUUAUGUCCAUCAGCAAGUUCUUCGGCAACGGUUUCGCCUUAGUAGUAGAUCUAAGGUCAACACAGGAUGACACCACUGGAGGAGGUAGAAAGAUUGUUAACACGCAGUCUGGAGUACUUAUGGAAAUUAAUAAGAGAGCCACAACAGCAGACGUUCAGUGCAACAUUUUUAUUGUAUCAGAUGCUCUACUUAACUUUGCUAAUAGGGAUCUAUCAAGUAUUCAAUACUAGGAUACCCUUCGUAUCCGCUACUAACGUAGUCGGUACUAGCCACACAACGUAGCUUGUACUAACGGUAAAGCAUAGAGAUGAAUCUAGAGCCACCAUUCAAUAUGCUCAUAGUAGGAAUGACAGGAAGUGGUAAGACUCAGUUCUUACUUAAUAUGCUAGAAACAGAGUACAAUAGAGUAUUCGAUUACAUUGUCAUUAUAUGUCCAACCAUAGAGCGGAAUAUGACUUACAUUAACUGGUCUCAUAUUAGCGACCGCGGGGUUAUACAAAUUCCAUGUUCCCAGGAAAUGACCAACCUAGUUCUAAAAGCAGUGUCCACCAUAUUUCGCGGUACUCAGACUCUCAUCAUCGUGGACGAUUGUGCGGCAGGUCGGGAUGUAAAGAAAAGAGUCUCAGAACUGGUGCGCCUAGCAUUCUCCGCAAGACAUUAUAAUAUAUCUGUUAUUGUGAUUACCCAACAAUUGUCCUCAGUAGCAAAACCAUUCAGGGAGAACAUUUCCAGGUUAGUCACAUUCUACAACCCUAGUCGUAGGGAUAUGAAGGUAAUAACAAAUGAUUACCUGAGUGGUGUUCCUCAGGAGACAAUUACAGAGAUUACAAAAAUACUGAAAGAUGAAAAGUUCACCGCAUUAGAUAUACUCCUCAUUCACCCUUAUACUUACACUAUUAAACUAAACACCGCGUAGAAUAUAGAAGAUGGGAUCAGAAUCUGACGAAGAAAUAUCCAAUGCUGUGAGAGAAGUAGAGGAGGCCGCAAAGACGCCGCAAAGGAAAGCUAAGUCCACCGCAAGUAAAACGAAACCCACCGCAGAUAAGUCGCAAACUGAACAUAAAAGGAACAAGCUUAUCGAGCUAUCUAGGGACGGUGCAAUUGAUAAGACCGCAAGUUUUAUAAGAAAGUCCAACAAGGAUGUUGUGGACAAACUUUACAAUGAGUAUGAAAGUCAGAGGAUGUCAUUCGCAAGUGACUUCUUAUCAACACUUAUAAUUUCAAAGUUUGCUUCUGUAUUAGGAAGUUUUGGUGCAGUGGAAUCAUCAGAAAAGCUGUCAGAGGAACUACUUGGUGAUAAACUUUUAAAGGAUGACGUAGCAUAUCUAACUAGAACGAUAUCCCCGAAUAUUCCAUUCAUAGGUCUAAUAUCAGGUGGUUGUACCACAGCAAAGCACGUUGUUGCUCACAAGUGGAAAAAGAAGGAGAAGCCUGAGGAGAUAUCGGAGGAAGCAAAACAUAUCCUAUUACAUAGUGAAGAAGAAUGUCAGACCACGAGUGGGAGAACGCCUGGGAAGGAACAGAGUUCGAAGACAUAAUUACUGAGCUGAUUGAAAAAACCAACGUUAACAAGGAGAAGCUAGAUGGGAUCCGGGAAACCCUUGACUCAUUAGAGAAAGACCUAUAUUCACUUAGAAAUAAAAUCGUAGGACCUCUCCAGUAUGACUUCCACACAUUCAAGACUGAUACGAUAAAAACAGUUGUAAAUAUAUACAAGAAACUACAUGGGACGUAGUAUUUUUAAACCAGGGGGCUAACAAGCUGGGUGGGUAGAGGGAACUUAGUGUGGGGCUCAACCUAAGUCUCACCAUUAAUCAAAUUUAAAUGUCAGAUAAAUAGUCAUUAAAUAGACAUAAAUAUUUUUACAUAUAUAGUAUAGAGAAAGAUGGAAAAACUAUUCAGGAACCAGAAGUUGAAUGUUAGUGUGAGAGCUGUAGAGAGUGGUGAGGAUGUACUGUUUUAUGCAAAAGAUGUGACGGAAUCUCUAGGGUACGCUGACCCAAAAAAGGCAGUUCAGAAAUUAGUUAGGAAACAAAAUAAGGUGAGUGUAUACGAGUUACGCAAGAGGGGCGAAUCGCCCCUCUUACAGAAAUGUCACCCACAGACAAUCUUACUUUUUGAACCUGGUUUGUACCAGCUAAUAUGUAGCUCAAGACUUCCAAUAGCUGAGGACUUCCAGGACUGGGUGUUCAGAGAAGUCCUCCCAUCUAUACGAAAAACAGGCUCGUAUAAUUUACCAGAUAGAAGGUCACUCAGAUAUAACCAAAUAAUCCUUAUAAAUGAAACGGACCUUCAUCACGCAGUUGUGAGUUACAUUAGAGACAACUACCCAGAGGCUGUAAUAAUACCUAGUCUAGGUGAGUAUCAGGACACUAUGUCAAGGAGAUGUGAUGCCUGGAAAAAGGGAUACAAAGGUGGUCAGCCGGAUCUUAUUAUAGAGAAUCCCAUGGGGAGGUAUAAAGGAUUUGCCAUUGAAUUUAAGUCUCCUAAGGGCACUGGGACUGCAAGUGAGAAGCAAGUAUUAUGGCUUCGUAAGCUUAUGGAAAUAGGGUAUAUGGUAAUGAUAUCCGACGACUUGAUAAAAACUUGUAUUAGAAUUAACGAGUACUUCUCACUUAAGAAAACCGUAAGAAAAGUUGCAGUGAAAAUUACCGCUAGCGGUGCGAAGACGUACAGACCAAAGUUCAAAUCAGAUAAGUACUAAGUUAUCUCACCAGCAGAUUUAAGUUAUCUCACCAGUUAUCUCACCAGUAGAUUUAAGUUAUCUCACCAGUAGAUUUGAGACAUCUUACAAGUAAAUUUAAGUUAUCUCACAAGUAGACUCUAGAUGUCUCACAAGAUAAAACCCAGUUAAACCUAAGGUAUCUUACAAGUAGAAUGGAAGAUAAACCUGAGCAAACUCAAGUAGUAACAAGUGAAAAGAAGAAAGACCCAUAAAGAGUAGCUGCAGGAAAACGAUUAGCCGCAAUCAGUAAAAUAGCAAAGGAGAGAAAAAAGAAACUUGCAGAACCUGAGGAGUCAUCCAGCAAUAACAUGAUCGCAUAUGUAGGAGUGGUCAUCGCAUUGGUAUCCCUUGCUCUAGCAUUUAAUCAGCAUCAGACGGAAACAGAGAAACCAGAACCUAAGUACAUCCCUGAAACUGUAGAAGUAACCAGGAAAGCUGAUGCGUCUAAGUUAGAUUCACUUGAAUGAUACGUUAAACAUAAUAUAUAUUAUAGCAAGAUGAGUAAAGAAUCAAAGAUGACCGCGGAAGUGUACAACGCAGUGUUACUUACAGCAGGAGCAGUUGGUAUAUCAAUGGCAUCGAAAAAACUAUUGAAAGAACCAUUAGGCACCCCAGAAAAUGUAAAAGGAAUGGCAAAGUUAGCUGUCUCAGUUAGCCUCUCAUCUCUACUAGUCUCUUACCUGAAAGAAAAGAAGUAUAUACCAGAUGAUCCAUUCAAACCUAAGUAAGACUAUACAAUGGCGGGAGCAGUAGCAGGAGGACUCUUUAAUGCAUUUGCAUUUGCUGGAGCGGGAUAUCUAUUUAAAAUGUUUGACAAGAAUGGAUACGCUGAGGAAGCCCACAGACACAACAUUGCAAUGGAGAACCUAACAGCUGAAAGAGAGAAGUACCUUGAAGAAGUCACCGAUAGAAGAAACAGACUUGCGCAACUUAAGGCCGAACUAGCUGAGGCGAAUAGGGAUAUUAACGCAAUAAAUAAGGCAUUGGAACUCAUCAGGAGAAUCAACGAGCUAACACGUACAGCUAUGCCAAGAAAGCCGCAACUAAGUAACCACUACAAACCUAGCUCAGAGAUGGAAGAAUAUAUGGCAAUAUUUGGUUUAAUUAUGGGUGGGGUGGUUGGAGGGGCAGCUUAUUUAUUACUAUAAAAUAUUAAUUUAAUACGGCAAUAGAUUUUUACACAUAUAUUGUAGAGAAAUGGACUGGCUUGCAAUGGUAGACGUUGACGAGGUAAUAGCCCUCGGUAAAAGGGUAGACACUAUAGAGGAGUUGGAGGCCGCGGUUAAAAAAUAUGUGGAACUGAGAAUAAUAAGGAGACGUAAAAACAGACAACAAAAACAAGCAGAAUAUUUUAACACAUAUAGUAUAGGGAAUGGACUGGCUGACACUGGUAACACCUGAUGAAAUGGAAAGAGUCGGUAGGAGAGCAAAAAACAUUGAGGAGCUGGAGGCCGCAGUAAUGAAAUACGUGAGAGGUAAAAUGAAGGUUGUACAUACAUACGAACCGGAAUGUGUUGAAUGUGGUAGUAAGUCUAUUGUAAUAAUAGAUGGAGCAGAUGUAUGCACACAAUGUGGUACAAGUGACAGGAAUGGCUUUACAUACUAUGUUAGUUACAACCACAACAAGGACGACUACCUGAAAAAGAAGUCUUGUCAUAACAGAGUCCGUUGGUUUGAGAGACACUUAUUAGAGCAUGUUGCUUCAGGGGAUAGGGAUACCAUACGGGAGCAGUUCAGAAGCAUCGUAAGAUGUAUACAAAGACUUAGACUGCAACGGGGGCGCAACAUAGUUAGAUAUAAGUUUUACCUACUGAAGAUAGCCAGCAUUAACAACAUCACGUUAAGAAACCCUCCUGAGGACAUUAAGACCAAAAGAAUUGUGGACAUCCUUGAGAAUAGGUUAUAUAGUAAAGUCUUCCCCGAGUUGGGAUGGAAACCUAUAAAUUGUAAAUAUUAUAAUAACUGGAAAUUAAAGAAUAAAUUAUAAAUUAAAUAAAAUAUAAAAUUAUAAAAUUAAACAAAAUAUAAAAUUAUUAAAUUACAUAAAAUAUUAAAUUAUUAAAUUAAAUUAAAUAUUAAAUUAUUAAAUUAAAUAAAAUAUUAAAUUAUUAAAUUAAAUGUUAAAUAAAUUAAUGAAUUAAAUAGCCCCUUAAUUGGGGCUAUUUUUUUUACCUAUAGUAUAUAGAGAAAGAGUGAAAAAUGGCGAACAACUUUGACAUGAACGACAUGACCGUUGAACAACUUAUGGCACUUAGUGAGAUAAUCGAUGACAGCGACUAUGAAGGAAAUCUUGAGGAUGAAGUGGAGAAAAUCUCGGAGGAUAAAUUCUACCGUGUUGCACCUAAGGACAAGGGAGAGAACGUCCUCGCGGAAGAGAAACUAUUCAUUGAUGAAGGUGAUAGAGCUGCGGAUCCUAAGAGGCCAAGAAGACUCCCACUGAACUACAAGGGUAAGAGAGGAAUAAUGCCAACAUGGAAAUAUUCCGAGAGGCAGAAGGCAAAGGCUUUACUAGUCGAGGAGGCAUAUCAGAGCUUACUAAGUAGAGGAGUUGAAGGUCUACCACCAACAAUGGGAGGUAGAUGGAGAACGGACGAUCCUCAAGUAAACGCGGAGAUGAAGAGGCUCGAAAACCUUAGGAAUCCCAAGCGUCCUAGAGGUAGACCACCAAAGGUCAAGGUUGAUGGUGAAGUAACCCCCAAAAGAAGGGGUAGACCACCAAAGACCAAAGAAGUUAAGGUUGCCAAAAGGAGAGGUAGACCACCAAAGGCUAAGGUGGUUGAAACUCAAGAAGUUACGGUUCCUAAGAGGAGAGGUAGGCCACCAAAGGCUAGGGUAGUAGAAACACCGAAACCUAAGGUUAGAAGACAGACUGUCGCAGAAAGGUUCAUAAGCCAGGGUCGAAUAAAACUCUCAGUUCCUGCGGAUAGUGUCAUAACACAGGUGGGACCAAAUAAGUUCACGGUGACAGUGGAUCUCAGCAGAAAACCUACAAGGAAAGCUCCUGAGGUGCCAAAAGGUGUGACUCCAUGGAGACCUGUUCCUAAGCCUAGAACCGUUCUUCCUAAGGAAAAACCUGUUCCUAAGCCUAGAACUGUUCUUCCUAAGGAAAGACCUGUUCCUAAGCCAAGGACUAAAAAACCAGUGCCUCCUCCAAAGUUACGAAAGCCUGCAAGGGUGACUAGGGAAGUUGUGGAGCAGCCUGUGGUGGUUACACCUGAGGAACAUGAAAUCGAUCCAUUUGGAACAUACCUCGAUAAGCCAUCCUACAGGAAAAUAGAAACUGCCGCAAAUGGAGCAGCUGUGACCUACUCAAUAACUCCAAACUAUACGGACCCACUGGACCAGAUGACAGCAAGUAGGCAGGUGGUGAGGGGAAUACUAGUGAACGAGUUGAAGAGAAUGGGAGGUCUAAAAUAUACAGAAACAAUCAAGGUGAGAAUGUCGAAGGAAAUCGGUAAUGAUAAAACAAAGAAGGAUUCAAUAUACUUCAAGUCGAAAACUGGAACUGCGACCAACUUUGAGGAUAUCGAAAGCACUGCGGCACAAAACCAGCUGACAAUCCUAUCCAGAAUUGAAACAUUCCAAAACCUAGGUUCAAACUGGAUUAUACUAAAUAUUGAAAGCCACUACGUUAACAUUGCAAUGUAUAAACCUCUAAAGGGUAGUUCAUAUAUGAAAUUACCCGCAGACAUUAGUAAUCCAAAAUGUGGUCUCAUUAAUAUGAAAAAUGAAGAUAACAAAUGUUUCAUGUGGAGUCAUGUGAGACACGUGAGACCAAAGGUCAGGAGAGCAACUACUAUAACACGACAGGAUGUUAAGUUCUCGGAAAACCUAGACUAUGAGGGAAUAGACUUCCCUGUGAAAAUAAGUGAUAUUGACAAAAUCGAGAGAAGAAACUGUAUAAGCAUAUCAGUGUUCGGCUAUAAGGGCAAAAAGCAGUUCUACCCAAUAAGAAACUCCAAGACAAAAUACGACGAGCAUAUGGAGCUGCUACUCUUAGGUGACGGUGAUGGUAACAACCACUACGUUCUAAUAAAGGAUGUAAACAGAAUGCUCUUCAGUGUAAGUGGAAACUCGAACAAGAAACACUUCUGUCUGCAUUGCCUUCAUAGUUGCGUAAGUAAGGAGUCACUGGAGAAACAUAAGGAGACAUGUCUCGAGGUAAAUGGAACUCAAGCCACAAAGCUUCCGAGUAAGGGUACAAAAAUAAAGUUCAAAAAUCACAGGAACUCAAUGCCUGCACCAUUUGUGAUAUACGCCGACUUCGAGUCCAUACUGGUUCCCGAAGAGAGAAAAGUUGAUCCUGAAAGCUCUGAGGAAAAGAGUACUACAGACCUUUACCAAACACAUAAAGCCUGUAGUUUUGGGUUGAAAACAGUGUGUCAUUAUGAUGAUCAGUACUCUGGUGAAUACAUAAGUUACGUUGGUGAGGACGCCACGAAUGUCUUUCUGAAGACAGUAUUGAAGGAGUCUAUUAAGUGCCGGGAGAUGGUAAACAAAAUAUUCAAGAAAAAGAUGGUAAUUACACCAGAGCAAGAAGCUGAGUUCUGGAUGACAAGAAACUGCUCCAUAUGUGGUAAUGACUUAGGUGAUGAUAGAGUGAGAGAUCACGAUCAUGUAACUGGAAUGUAUCGUGGAGCUGCCCAUAAUAUGUGUAAUCUGAAGUAUAGAAUCACAUGGAAAGUUCCGGUGGUUUUCCACAACCUAAGAGGUUACGAUAGCCAUCUGAUAAUGCAGGAGAUUGGAAAGUUCAAGAUGAACAUCAACGUUGUCCCAAAUAAUAUGGAAAAAUAUAUUUCCUUCUCACUAGGUAAAAGUCUUGUGUUCAUUGACUCAAUACAGUUCAUGGCUUCUUCUUUGGAAGCACUUGUGAGUAACCUUUCACCUGAAGACUUCAGGAUAGUUGGUAAGAGGUGGACUGGUGAGGACUUCAAACUUGUGACACAAAAAGGUAUAUUUCCAUAUGAAUAUUUGGAUGAUAUUAGUAAACUUAAUGUUGAGGGUCUUCCAAGCAGAGACAAAUUCUACUCAUCUCUAUAUGAGUCGGAGGUGAAAGAAGAAGAUUACCAAAGAGCGCUAAAAGUAUGGGAUCACUUUAAGAUGAAAACCAUGAGAGACUACCACGAUCUCUACCUAGAAACUGACGUUCUUCUUCUAGCAGAUAUCUUCGAAAACUUCAGGAGAACUUGCUUGGAAAAUUACAAGCUUGACCCUGCACACUACAUAUCAGCACCUAGUCUAAGUUGGGACGCCUUCCUGAAACAGUCAGGUGAGGAGAUAGAAUUGGUAAGUGAUAUGGACAUGUUCCAGUUCUUUGAGAAGGGAAUGAGAGGUGGUAUAAGUCACAUUGCCCACAGACACUCUACAGCAAAUAAUAAGUACAUGGAAACGUACGACGAAGAUCUUGAAAACAAGUUUCUUAUGUACCUCGAUGCCAACAAUUUAUAUGGUUGGGCGAUGUCGCAGCCGCUGCCUAAUGGUGAGUUUGAGUGGAUUGAGAAUUUCGAUGCGGCAAACUUAGAUGAUUACCUUGGAGACAACGGAAGGGGUAUGGUUUUAGAGGUUGACAUGGAAUACCCAAAGGAACUUCAUAAUCUACACAACGGUUAUCCGCUAGCACCGGAGAGCAAGGAGAUUGGUGCCUCAAUGUUGUCAGACUACGCGAAGGAUAUUGCUGAUAAAUUCCAGCUGACAAUUGGAGGAGUAAGAAAACUGGUGAACUCCCUAGGUCCCAGGAAAAACUACGUCUUACACGCCCGCAAUCUGAAACUCUACAUGGAACUCGGAAUGAAACUUACGAAGGUCCAUAGAGCCGUCUCAUUCAAACAGUCCCCUUGGCUUAAGAACUAUAUCGACUUCAAUACGAAGAAACGGUCAGUUGCACGUAAUACUUUUGAAAAGAACUUCUUCAAAUUAAUGAACAACUCAAUCUAUGGAAAGACCAUGGAGAAUCUAAGAAAGAGAGUUGACGUGAAAUUAGUGUCAUCAGAAAAUGACCUCCUAAAACUUACAGCGUCGCCGUGCUUCCAGUCGCAUAGAAUUAUGAAUGAGAACUUAAUAGUUGUAAAGCGAACGAAGGAAGUUCUAACUCUAAACAAACCGUGCUACGUUGGAAUGAGCAUCUUAGACUUAUCAAAGACUCUUAUGUACGACUUCCAUUACAAUACAAUUAAGAAGGAGUACGGUGACAGGUCAAAGCUACUGUUCACAGAUACUGACAGUCUGAUGUAUGAAAUAAAGACUGAUGAUGUGUAUGAGGACUUCAGGAGGAUCGGUGAGGAGAAAGACUGCUGGGACAACUCAGACUAUCCAAAAGAUUCCCCAUACUACUCAGCUCAUAAUAAGAAGGUGAUUGGUAAGUUUAAGGAUGAAGCUGCGGGAGUACCAGUGAUUGAAUUCGUUGGGUUGAGGUCGAAGAUGUACUCCUACGUGAAGGAAAGUGGUGGAGGUGGAAUGACCGCGAAAGGAGUGAAAAAGUAUGUGAUUAGAAACAAACUCACUCAUGAAAACUUCAAGAACAUAAUUAAGACAAAAGGUUUGAUGAGACAUAAGAUGAACACAAUCAGAAGCAUCAAACAUAAAAUCGGAACUUACGAACUGAAGAAAAUCACACUCAGCUGUUUCGAUGAUAAACGGUACUUACUUGAAGAUGGUGUUACAAGUUACGCGUACGGACACCACUCAAUAGAAAAGUAAAUUGUUAAAUAAUUCUGAUAAAUAAUAGAUAAAAAAAAUGAGGUAAAAGACCACGGAAAAAAUGGCCUAGAAAAAAAAUGGUCUAGAAAAAUGAGCCCGCGUUCUUUGGGGAAAAUUCGGGAAACCGCUGACCGGAAGUGGGGUGGGAUCGCGGGCCGAAAAAGUGGUCUAGAACCCUCAGUUCCUAUACUACUAAUAAUCGAUGCCCCUUCUUCGACAUUUAGCGAUUUAAAUGUUCAAUUGAAGCUGUCCGCUCUUUCGUCUGUUCAUAUUAUAGUUUUCUGCGUGCGAAAAGUUUUCAACAACUUUACAACGGAAGAAAAAUCGUUGAAUCGUGAGAAAAAUCUGUGUUAGUGUUACAGAUUUUUCUCCCGAUUUUGUGAAUCGCAAGGUGCUGACGCGAGUACUCACGACCAAUGCUCACCACAGGUUAUUUACAUACAGCGAGCAAAAUCGGCCCGACAAAUCGCAGCGUGUAAACGUAUCUUUACAGUUAUGUCUUACCAUAGUAAGUUAGUUUUUUUAAUGAAUUUCGAUGUUUAUGUACGAGUUUUUUCGUCAUUAAGUUUUUGUAUACAGUUUUAAAUUUGUAUUUUGUUGCCAACCUUGGGGAUAUAUAUUACACGGCAAAAAACGCCGAGCCCGUUGCUCAACAGGCUGCCCACGUUGUUCACAGUCUUCACACUUGUCAACAAUAUUGAACAAUGUUGUUGAGCCUGAACAAUGUGGGCAGCAAAACAUUGUUCAAUCCCUGCCUCGUCCCCAGGCGCUAAUAAAAAAAUUUCAUGCGAGUCACUAUAUGAAAGGUUUACAUGAAGUAGUGCGUCACAUUCUAGCCGCGCAAAGGGGAGUGGGAUAUGAGCGUUCUGUGCCUCAAGCCCAUAACCCCCUGCGCUUGUUCAUCGCGAUGCACUACUUCAUGUAAAUCUUUCAUAUAGUGACUCGCAUGAAAUUUUAAUUAGCGCCUGGGGACGAGGCAGGUUCAAUCCUGUUUUCAUCAGUAUUGCAUCAACCUGCACGUUUUUACGCGUGUAAAUAAUGACGCAAGUCACGCAACGCUAUUGUGAUGUCACACGUACUUCAUGUAAUACAAAUUAUAGAGGUUUUACUGUACAUUGAAACACUGCAUGUCAAAGCAUUGCAUUUUAAAGCAAAUCGUAUGGAUUUUUUUGAAAAAUAAAAGACCUUUUCGGGAGACCUAUGGUGUGCGGCAGGCUCAAACAACAACAUUUGCCAAAAAUACAAUGUAUUUCAAAAAUAGUUUAUGUGAAAAUGUACAAUUAUAAAUCUGGCUACAAAGAUCCAUGUAGAGUUUGUGCGAUAAAUAUUGUUUUAAAAAGUAUUCUUUAUCAUAAAUAUUAAAUAUACACAUACAUGUUACAUAGCUUUGUCAAUACAACUUGGACAUACUUAUAUACUGAAAAUAUAAAUAUACUGAUGCAUGUAUAAUAGAUAAUUGCAUGACUCUAUGAACUGUAGCAUACAAUCCUAUACUGUCUUGGAAAACUAUUUCCUCCAACUUUAUUUGUACAAAAAUAGUAUAUUUUGAAAUCACACGCAAAUAACACCUUCUUUUCCUUUAAAAAUACAAACUGAAAAAAGCCCCUGAAAAAUCCGACAAGAUCUAUUUAUGAUUUCUUAAUAGAUAUACACAUGCACGUAAAAACUCGCAAGUUAAGGCCCUGUCGCACUACUGCGUAUGAGAGAAACGUAUGAAAAGUGUAUGAAAAUUAAUGAAAUAAUUUUCAUACGCACAAAAGUCCUUUGAUAUGCUUGCGUAGGAGUACCGUACAUCUGCAUGGCGUACUUCUAGCGUAUGCCUAGAGUAUGCUUAUCUUAUAAACCAUACGUCCGAAUACGCACAAAAUUUUUAAGCAUGCUUAAAAAAAGUUUCUGCCUCGCCGUGCCAGCGUAUGUCACCGUACGCGACCGUGCUUGAAACGUAUACAACCUAUAUGCCUAACGUACCCCAAGCGAUUGUCAGCGUUUUCCAGCGUAUGAGUGAUAUUUUUCAUACGCGCUGGCAUGCGCUAGUACGAUACACAAUAGUGUGACAGGGCCUUUAUUACAGAUCUGCAAACAAGUUGUAACAAGGUUGUUGUCAAACUGUGAUCAGAAUGUGUUCGCACUGCUUGUUCCCAGUUGUUAUGACAAGUCUGAAAACAAGUUGGUAUCACCUUGUUACAAGGUUGAUGAUGGUAACAGCCUUGCUAUACAGGUUGUUCCAAAUAAGUUGUCAUCAACUUGUUAACAACUCGUUACGUGCAGACGAUAUCAGACUUGUUGGAACAAUUUGUUGCGAGUCUGUUGGCCUCAUGUUACAAGAUCAUAAUAAUUUCUUCCAAACUUGUCAACAACUGCAUGGGAACAAGCAGUGCGAAUACAUCUUGCGGACAAACUAUGACAUUUGUGUAGUUUACCUAAAAACGUUUCCAUAGAGUCGGUUGUUUAUCAAUUUGAAUUAAUUAGCAUUCUAAUUUCAUCCAACAUGGCGAAAAUCCGUUAUGUGGCUUUAGGACUGGUUGCACAUGUAGUAAAGACGGCAUACAGAAUUACAGGAGCUUGCAUAAGAAAACUUUUAACCUAACUCAGUUUUCAGUCUACAGUACCUUAUCGUCAGAAACUAAGAACUCAACAAACCAAAGAACGAACAACUAA